This is a messenger RNA of Fusarium vanettenii 77-13-4, 918 nucleotides long. RefSeq lists its product as uncharacterized. NCBI's taxonomy places the organism in Eukaryota, Fungi, Ascomycota, Sordariomycetes, Hypocreales, Nectriaceae. The transcript has 2 exons. The record is from RefSeq and is a predicted model, not a curated record. The coding region runs from base 1 to 918 and encodes 305 amino acids.
AUGGAUAUUCAAGGCGGCGAAGAUCCGGCUCCGAUAUGGGCUGACGAAAUACCACCUGGGCCUCCUCAGAUAGAAACCGCAAUUCUGAUAGCGAUCGACGACGCUCUUACUCGACUAAACCGCCUGGGUGUCACAAUUCGCCAGUCGAGUCGUCCCCAGAUCGAUGCGAGAGCCACGAAGUUCGCCGCAGGCCACGAUCUAAAGUCGUUCUCAUACAUGUGUGCGAAUGCCGUACAGUCCUUGUAUCCGGGUGCUCACCAGUCUCUCAAAGACUAUCUCAGCAAGUCAAUGACUGACAGAUAUGCAAGGAUGUUGUUCUUCAAUGCUCGACAUAAGAAGCUCGAGACUCGUCGGGAGACGCGAAUUGGGCUCUCGCCUCUUCCUGAGAUUCCGAGUAACGAGACCCAAGCCAUGCUCUCUAUUACCCAGCCGGCAAGGACCCUCAAAGCCAAGGUUUUAACUAAUCUCGCGAAAGCGUCUGCUGCACCCUCUCUAUCUGACUUAUUUAGCGUCAACAUCCAACAGAUCAGGAGCCGGCUCAGAGCACCAGAUGAAGCGUCGAUAAAGUCUCGCAAAACCUCGUCGAUUCAAGUCAACCAACGUAAAUAUCCACCACCACCUGUUGCCAACGGGGACAGCAAUAUCUUCGCUUGCGAGUGGUGUUCUGAGCCGCUCAGUAUGAAAACGCUCUCAGAAAGCAAUUGGCGUAACCCGGAAGCACUGCACUUGCAUUUGUCCGAAUCCCAUAAUAGCGAUUUCCCAACCGUACAGCUGCCAGCUAUUUCACGGCAGAGCGAGACGGAACAGCCGAGAGCUUGGAAGGAUUGUCUUCUAUGUUGUUUCCCACUAGAGGAGCAAGGAAAUGACGGGGAGGCGGUUAGAAGCCAGAGACCACGGAUCCUGGUAUCCCCAGCUUAG